Messenger RNA from Oncorhynchus keta (chum salmon), 1253 nucleotides. Its product is annotated as calpain small subunit 1-like. The transcript has 11 exons. NCBI's taxonomy places the organism in Eukaryota, Metazoa, Chordata, Actinopteri, Salmoniformes, Salmonidae. Gene Ontology annotation, molecular function: calcium ion binding. The record is from RefSeq and is a predicted model, not a curated record. Bases 192 to 842 code for a protein of 216 amino acids.
CAGAGCCAUUCCCGACCUGUCUCUCCCUAUGGUGCGCACUUCUCUACUGGGCAGGGGUGUGGAGUUCUGAUGCAUUGAAAAAGAACUCCUUGCAAACCAGUUUUUUUGUACCCAAUAGGAGUGCCAUCGCGUCAGUCUGCCGACUUCAGCGAAGCAUUUGAUCCCUAUUUCCCCCGCUGUCCCUCAUCAAGAUGUUUCUGGCUAAAAAACUCCUUGGUGGCAUCCUGGAUGUUGUGAGCAACAUCGACCCCAGUCAAUUUGUGCCAUCAGAUCCUCCUCCACCACGCAGACCUCUGGCCUACACGGAGCAGAAUGAAAAUGACGAGGAGAGACAGUUUCGCAAGGUCUUCCAGCAACUCGCUGGGGAUGACAUGGAGGUGAGCCCCACUGAACUGAUGAACAUCCUCAACAGGAUCAUUGGCAAACGUUCUGACCUGAAGACUGACGGCUUUAGCAUCGAGUCAUGCAGGGGCAUGGUGGCUGUCAUGGACAGUGACAGCACAGGGAAGCUAGGUUUCCACGAGUUCAAGUUUUUAUGGAACAACAUCAAGAAAUGGCAGGGCAUCUACACAUCAAAUGACGCAGACUGCUCAGGGGUCAUCUCCUCGCGAGAGCUGUCCUCUGCCUUCAAAACUGCAUGUUUCCCUCUCAACGACCAGCUCUUCCAGUUGAUCGUUCGCAGGUACAGUGACGAACAGGGCAACAUGGACUUUGACAACUUCAUUGGGUGCCUGGUCAGACUGGACGCCAUGUGUCGAGCCUUCAAGACUCUGGACAAAGAUAAUAAUGGAAAGAUCAAAGUCAACAUCCAGGAGUGGCUUCAGUUGACCAUGCACUCAUAAAGCAUCAGGGAAAGCCUACAACAAGUCUGCAUUCAUCUCUCUCUCUCUCAAGAUUUUAUUUCAAAGUACCAUUGUUAUUGUUUGCAAACAUUCAUUUGGCGUUCAGUCAUGAAUGUUAAUUUAAUUCAUCACUAGAUGGCAGCAACACCGGGAAAAGCACAAAUCUACUUUCUCUCCAUUAGUCCAAAUGAAAAAAAUAUAUAAAAAGGUAGUUCAGUUUUCUGUUUUUCUUUUUUUUGUCUUGCAACACAUUUUUGGUCAAACAUUCUGUACUGCUAUGUAAUAUAUGCAUUCUAGUGCUCAAUAAAGGGCCAAUAUUACGCAAUACUUGCAGCUGUCUCAUUACCAUUUCUACAUGUUCUGCUUUUGCUCAUUAAAGAAUUGACCUCUCAUGUUUGAAGAUUACUUUAA